This is a messenger RNA of Schistosoma guineensis, 1615 nucleotides long. The record is from the annotation of a GenBank genome assembly. NCBI's taxonomy places the organism in Eukaryota, Metazoa, Platyhelminthes, Trematoda, Strigeidida, Schistosomatidae.
AGUCCAACAGAGACUGGUUCGGGUGUAAAGCCUCGCGUGUAAUUCCCAAGGUCACUCUUCCCUGUAUCAUUUAUUUGGUAAACGACUGAAUUAAAUCAAUGUCUCACAAGCGUCCUGAGCACUCACUUCCUCCCGAACUGGUAAACUAUCGUAGUAUUCUCCCUUAUUUCUAGUACUAUAACAGUGAUGAGGCCAAAAAAUACAGUUCAAAGUGAGUUUCGUAUUUCUCUCUUUUUUUUGUAGUUCUCAUAUCAUUGAUAUUCAAACGCGUAUCACAGAACGGGCUUUAGAAUUACUUGCGUUGCCUGAAGAUGAAGCAUGCAUGGUUUUAGAUAUUGGAUGCGGCUCCGGUUUAAGUGGUGAAACUAUUACUGAGAAUGGUCAUCAUUGGGUUGGCGUUGACAUAAGUAAAGAUAUGCUUGAGGUUGCAUUAGACAGAGAAGUGGAAGGUAGUUUAGUACUUGGUGACCUUGGUUGUGGAUUGCCGUUUCGUGGUGGAUCAUUUGAUGGGGCCAUUAGCAUUUCAGCAAUACAGUGGCUAUGCAAUGCGGACAGAUCCUCUCAAAAUCCUAUUGCACGUCUAAGAAGAUUUUUCGUCUCGCUGUACAGCAGUCUUACUCGUGGUGCACGAGCAGUUUUACAGUUUUAUCCGGAAUCCAUAGUUCAAGCAGAUCUUUUGCAGAAUGAAGCUACGAGAGCUGGAUUCACAGGCGGUCUUGUAAUUGAUUACCCUAACAGUACGCGAGCGAAAAAGUACUUUUUGGUAUUGGAUGUUUGCAGCACGCGCCGUAUCCCGCAGCCACUUACAGAAAAUAAUGAGAUGUCAAAUCAUAAUCGGAACAAAUUAGAGACCUUGAGAGAAUGUAGACAGAUGAAGAAAUUGCCAAAGCACAGUGUAGCCUGGAUAAAACAAAAAAAGCAACGUGCCAGGGAUCAAAUGAAAGAAGUUGCUCGUGACUCUAAAUAUACAGGACGCAAGCGUCGUGCUAAGUUUUGACACGGUUUCUCAUUAAUUUCUUUAAAUUUACGACCUGUAUAUUGUGUAUCUCGUUUAUAAUCAUCAUGGAAUUUGACUUCAAAGUUGUUCAAUCGAUUCUCCAAUCCAUCUUCUCCAACACCUUCAUGUUUUUUCAUAUCUAAUUGUCAGUGUUAAAAUUGUGAAAACUUUGUAAACAUUUAAUUAUUCGAGUUCCUCCCUCAGAUUUAUUAGUUCGAUUGUAAGUUAAUAUCUUCCAAUACACUAAUUUCAUACUUAAAAAUAUGUGAUAGUUUUCCAAUCAAAAUCGUGUUUUGCAAUUCUCUAAGUGAUUUAUUAGCUAAUGUUUUAUGUAUUUACCGCGUGCAAUCGAAAUCAUUACUUACGUGUUGAUCAUUAAGACUUACAUUAAAUGAUAUAUAAUUUUGAUUGAGUCCGUCUUUCUUGUUACUUGUAACGUUUAAUGACGUAAAAUGAGUGUUCACACUAUGAGUGGCAUGUUCUGAAACGUUUGUUGUACCCUUUACUGUUAUCACUGUUAAUCCUAUAAAGCAAUGUGGAAUAUCUGUAUUUAUUGCGAAUAUUUGAUUUCCAAUAAUGUAUUCAUGAGUUUCUUUGACAAAUUAAAGCGUUAUUCUC